Messenger RNA from Aspergillus glaucus CBS 516.65, 993 nucleotides. Its product is annotated as SUR7/PalI family protein. Lineage: Eukaryota; Fungi; Ascomycota; Eurotiomycetes; Eurotiales; Aspergillaceae. Gene Ontology annotation, cellular component: cell cortex of cell tip; plasma membrane. Bases 1 to 993 code for a protein of 330 amino acids. The record is from RefSeq and is a predicted model, not a curated record. Gene Ontology annotation, biological process: fungal-type cell wall organization. The transcript has 2 exons.
AUGGGCAAAGCCGGUCGUGCUAUUUGCAUCUUCACUCCCUAUGUGCUCACCAUCGCAUCGUUAGUAUGCAUUAUUAUGGUGGGCUUGGGCUGUACCAACUCUGGUUCUUCCACCCUCAACAACCUCUACUUCUUUAGGGCCGACUUGCAAAACUUCACCACUUCAUCCGAAACAAAAUCAAAAGUAUCCUCGCUUCUCAGCGAUGCCGGUAUCGAUGCUUCCAGCUCCAACCUGUCCUCCAUCAUGGACGAGGCUUCCGACCAGUUGAACCUUGCUGAUUUCUACACCGUCGGUCUCUGGGGCUACUGCGACGGAAAUGUCACCAGCAGCAACAAAUAUGACACCUCUUCCUGCUCCAAGCCCAAGGCCGCUUUCUACUUCAACCCCUUCGAAGUCUGGGGUCUGCAGAGCACCGGCGUCGAGAGCCAGCUUCCCGACGGCAUUGGCAAGGCCUUGUCCACCUACAAGAGUGUUUCCAAGUGGAUGUUUAUCGCCUAUAUCAUCGCCUUUAUCGCCACCAUUGUCGAGCUGGUCGUCGGUCUCUUCGCUAUCUGCAGUCGCUGGGGUAGCUGCAUCACCAGUCUGAUUGCCGGUGUGGCGUUCUUCUUCAUCGCUGCCGCUUCUGCCACCUCCACGGCACUCUUUGCCGUCCUGACUCCCAUGUUCAACGAGGAGCUCAGCUCUUACGGCGUCAAGGGCUCCAUGGGAAAGAACAUGCUUGCAACCACCUGGUUGGCCGUCGCCUUCUCUCUCGCCGCCAGUCUGUUCUGGAUCAUCAGCUCGUGCUGCUGCUCCGGUCGCUCGCCUUACAACCACAAGAAGGACACGUCCGGUGGUAUCACGGCUGAAAAGGCUCCCUACACCUACGAGCCUCUCGGUCCCCAGGGUCGUUCUACAUCUCCGUACGGCCCUUACUCGCAUGACACCUCGUACCCUCCGCCUCCUCCUACCCACGGAAACGCGAACGCUUAUGAGCCUUUCCGUCAUGCUUAA